CCAGGGCGAAAUGGCUACCCGGGUCCAAUUGGUAUGGAUGGAAAGCUGGGUCAACCUGGUCCUCAAGGCCAACCAGGUCCAAAAGGCGAGAAGGGAGAUCAAGGUGAUCAGAGCCCUCGGGGUCUGCCAGGCUUCCCCCCAGCUGCUGCUCUUCACAGUAAUCAGAUCCUCACCGUAAAGGGUGACCAAGGACAAGCUGGACCUCCUGGGCCUCCUGGGCCUCCAGGACCAAGGGGCCCUCCUGGAGAUACUGGCAAAGAUGGCCCUCGAGGAAUGCCUGGUUUACCGGGUGAGCCAGGGAAGCCAGGCGAACAAGGCUUGGUGGGGCCUCAGGGGCCUCCAGGACAAAAGGGAUCCUUUGGUGCACCUGGUGUUCCAGGAAUGGAUGGACAAAAGGGUGAACCUGGUGCAAUGGGAGAAAGAGGAGUCCCUGGGCUUAAGGGUGAUCCUGGGCAACGAGGAGAAAAGGGUGAUGUUGGAGAAAUUGGACCCAAAGGUGACUCAGGAGAAAAGGGCGACCCUGGAUCUUCGGCUGCAGGAAUUAAGGGAGAACCGGGAGAAUCAGGUCGACCAGGACAAAAGGGUGAACCUGGACUCCCUGGACUUCCUGGGUUACCUGGGAUUAAGGGUGAACCAGGUUUCAUAGGUCCACAGGGAGAACCCGGAUUACCAGGAUUGCCAGGAACAAAGGGUGAAAGGGGAGAAGCAGGGCCUCCUGGGAAAGGUGAACGAGGUGAGCCUGGAGCUCCAGGGCCAAAGGGAAGGUCAGGCGAAUCUGGAGGUAGAGGCCCAAAGGGGUCGAAGGGUGAUCCUGGAGACAAAGGAGAUUUGGGGGCAAUAGGCCCACGGGGGCCACCUGGACAAAAAGGUGAUCAAGGUGCAACAGAGAUAAUCGAUUACAAUGGGAAUAUCCACGAAGCAUUACAGAGGAUUACCACCCUAACUGUCACGGGUCCUCCAGGCCCACCUGGACCCCAAGGAUUACAAGGGUCAAAGGGUGAACCCGGGUCUCCAGGAUUGCCAGGUGCUGAUGGAGAGCAGGGGCCUGAAGGUUCAAAAGGUGAUAUGGGUGACCCUGGAAUUCCAGGAGAAAAAGGAGGCAUUGGACUUCCAGGAUUGCCAGGAUCCAAUGGAAUGAAAGGAGAAAAAGGAGAUGUUGGUUUGCCAGGUCCUCAAGGUCCUUCUAUCAUAGGACCACCAGGACCGCCAGGACCGCAUGGUCCACCUGGGCCUAUGGGACCUCAUGGACUACCAGGCCCAAAGGGUGAACCAGGGUUAAAUGGUCUUAAAGGAUUGAAGGGUGAACCAGGUCACAAGGGUGACAGAGGGCCCCUUGGUCUUCCAGGAGCAUCUGGCUUAGACGGAAAGCCAGGACCCCGGGGUAUGGAUGGCCCACUUGGUCCACAAGGUCUUGCAGGUCCAAAAGGAGACAGAGGUGAAAAGGGAACCACAGGAGAUCCUGGACCCAGAGGACCAUAUGGCUUGCCUGGCAAAGAUGGUGAACCUGGCCUUGAUGGUUUCCCUGGUCCUCGUGGAGAAAAGGGUGAUGUAGGAGAAAAGGGAGAAAAGGGGGAAAAGGGAAAGAAAGGCAAAAAGGGGCCUAAAGGGGAGAAAGGAGAACAGGGUGCCCCUGGAUUAGAUGCACCUUGCCCAUUGGGUCCAGAUGGGUUACCAAUGCCUGGCUGUUGGCAAAAGGGAGUCACACCAUGGCUUAUUGCAAAAAAAUGAUAAGAGGAGGAGAUUAAGACAAUGGUCUUGAAUUUGGAGGGAACUGCAGUUCCUUCCAUCAGUAGAUGGCUUUCAGUCUUCUGGGUUAUGAAGCUACCUUUGUCAAAAAGGAUGAAACCUGUUCAUCGGCCUCCGUUUGCUUGCACUGCUCACAGUCACAAGACAUUUACAUUGGGUGGAUUUCAACGCAAGGCCCUGUUGAAUAUUUAACCAAGAAGGAAAGAAGAUCUUGCUUUGUGAGUAAGUUGAUAAAGUUGCAGAAAGAUACCAAAUGGAACAUUUGGUGACCUUCUUCAAGGAUUGGUGCAGUAUUUGUUUCAUAUACUGCAUUUUGAGAUUGUGGGAGGGAAAGUAUUCUUCACAAGAGAUGUCGUAAAUGCCUUCCUCAAAAAGAAUGGAACAGAUCUGACUCUAUAUGGCUCAUUGUUUGGAUUUUAGAAGUUCCUGAUGAAAAAUCAAAUCUGGAAAAUAUAUUUAAUUUUAUUUGAUGCAUAUUUCAGUUCUCUUCCAGAUACAUGCUUACUGAGAUUUAAGUUUUUGAAAAACGCAAUUAUGUUCAACUUCUUCAGUGUUGUCUUUUCAGUGUUGUCUUUUUUUGGAUCUAUGAGGUCUUUACUGCUGCAAAGCAAAUACUUGUUUUUUGCUUGUACAAGUUCAUUUAUUCAUAUGCAUUUUUUCUUCUACAGUUGUCUUGUUUGGGGGUUCUGUACCCCAAAGAGUGUGCAAUCGGGAGGGAAAGAAUUAUUAUUGCAUGACAGUAACAUGGACACUGUACAUUUUUGUCUCAAAUAUAUCAUUAAUUUAAUCUGAUUUUUAAGAUGCAAUCCUGCAUUCUUCUCUGGGGAUGUCUCAUUGAACUCAAUGGAACUUAUUCUAAAUAUGCAGAUUGUGUUGCUUAUUGCUAAAAAAAAGUUUUCAUUUCUAUGUUUUGAAUACAUCUGC
Rhineura floridana is the source of this 2670-nucleotide messenger RNA. Its product is annotated as collagen alpha-1(XXV) chain-like. Lineage: Eukaryota; Metazoa; Chordata; Lepidosauria; Squamata; Rhineuridae. The record is from RefSeq and is a predicted model, not a curated record. The transcript has 37 exons. Bases 34 to 1728 code for a protein of 564 amino acids.